This is a messenger RNA of Phyllopteryx taeniolatus (common seadragon), 2381 nucleotides long. It is a transcript of the gene fhl5, whose product is annotated as four and a half LIM domains 5. The transcript has 5 exons. Gene Ontology annotation, cellular component: nucleus; Z disc. The record is from RefSeq and is a predicted model, not a curated record. Bases 180 to 1025 code for a protein of 281 amino acids. NCBI's taxonomy places the organism in Eukaryota, Metazoa, Chordata, Actinopteri, Syngnathiformes, Syngnathidae. Gene Ontology annotation, molecular function: transcription coregulator activity.
AGACACCCCCCUACCCCGGUGGAUACCCCCUAAUCCGUGCCUCACCCCUUUUUCCAUCCCGCCUGUAAACCGCAACAUCUCGCGGCUCAUCCUCAUUCCUGCUGCGUAUCCGCUAAGCGCUGCGAGCUUUUCUCCUUUCUUCGCUUUCUGCUGCUUUAAAGCAACCGUCGGUAACGACCAUGUCUACCAACGAGCGCUUCGACUGCCAUUACUGCAAAGAAUCCCUGCUGGGGAAGAAGUACAUCAUGAAAGAGGACACACAGUACUGCACUAAGUGCUACGAGAGCCUGUUUGCCAACUGCUGCCAGAGCUGCUCCCUGCCCAUUGGCGCCAACUGCAAGGACCUGUCCUACAAGGACCGUCACUGGCACGAGGAGUGCUUCAAAUGCGCCAAGUGCAGCCGCUCCCUGGUGGAGAAGGCCUUCGCCGCCAAGGACGACCUGAUGCUGUGCACCGAGUGCUUCGCUCACGACUACUCGUCCAAGUGCGCCACCUGCAAGAAGACGGUCAUGCCAGGUUCCCGCAAAAUGGAGUACAAGGGAAAGAGUUGGCAUGAGACAUGCUUUCUGUGCCACCGCUGCCAGCAGCCCAUCGGAACCAAGUCCUUCAUCCCCAAAGACGACGGCUUCUUCUGCGUGGGCUGCUUCGAGAAGCAGUUUGCCUACCAGUGCUGCGCGUGUAAGAAGGCCAUCACCACGGGCGGUGUGACGUACCAGGACAAACCGUGGCACCGCGAGUGCUUCCUCUGCAUCGGCUGCAGGAAGCAGCUGUCGGGCCAGCGCUUCACCUCCAGGGAAAACUACCCGUACUGCCUGGAGUGCUUCAGCGAGCUCUACGCCAAGAAGUGCGUGGGCUGCACCAAGCCCAUCACCAGCCUGGCCGGGGCCAAGUACAUCUCGUUCGAGGAGCGUCAGUGGCACAGCGAGUGCUUCACGUGCGGGCAGUGUUCCGUGUCCCUGGUGGGCCGAGGUUUCCUCACCCAGCGCGACAACAUCCUGUGCACCGACUGCGGACGCGAGAAGUGACAAGCUACGCUCAAAGGAGCAUCAAGCUAAUGUUUACGAAUGAGAGGCAGCGCAAAGAUCAACAAAGUGUCUUUAAACGGAAUGUUUGUACAACCCUUUGAGGCUUUUUGUUAAGUUUUACACUAGAUUUUAGUUGCACAGGCAAGUCUUUUUUUUCAUUGUCAAAGUGUUCACUAUGCAAUACCCUACCUACUGUAUUAUACCAUACCUACUUACUUACCUACCCUACCUACUAUAUUAUACCCUACUUACAUAGAUACCCAUUCCUACCUAUCUACUUGUCUUAUCUACCAAGUCUAUCCUACCCUACUGUACUGACUAUGUUAUUGUCUACCUACCUAGUUAGUGACCCUACCUACUAUGUUGUAGCCGGCCAACCAACUCUCCCCUACCUACUAUAUUAUACCCUACCCAUUCAUACAAUGGCAACCAACACUACCUACCUACUUUAUAUUUCCCUACCGACCUACUUGUCCGACUGAACCACACUGCCUACUACAGUAUCUUACCUACCGACAUACCACAUCUCCCCUACCAACUAUAGUAUAUUUUACCCUACCUGCCUGCUUGCCCUAUUUACAUACUCUGCAUUACCUAGCUGUAAUAUCAACCUACCUGCUUGCCCGAUCUGCUGACUCUAAUUUACCCUACCGACUAUUAUACCAGAACUUCCUAUCUUUCCUAUCUACCUACCUUUCCUACCUACCUACUUUACUCUGUUUACCAUCAUAAAACACCCUACUUACUCACUUGCCAUCUAUACGUACUCUAUCCUCCUGUACCAACUGUAUCAACCCUGACCUAUCUACUUGCCCUAUCUACCUACUCUACCCUACCUACUAUAUUAAACCUUACCUUCCCUUUGUCCUACCCGUUUACCUACUUGUCAAACCUGCCUACUCUACCCUCCCUCAUAUACCUUACUUACCUGCUUCUCUUAUCUACCCUACUCCACCCUACCUACUAUAUUAUAUCCUACCUACCUACUUGCCCUAUCUACCUACUCUACCUUACCUACUGUAUUAUACAUUACACACUACCUACUUGCGUAUACUAUUUUCUUACUCUCCCCUACCUACCAUAUGACACCCCAUGUACCUAACAUCUUGUUUUUCCUAUUAUAACCUACCGACCUACUUUCAUUAUGUACCUAUUCUCUCCUAUCUACUACAUUUAUUUUGUUGCAAUUGCCUGCUUUGAAGCUAAUUGUAGAAAAAAAAACUAGAAUGGCACUUAGUGGCAUGCAUAUCAACAUCAAAUUGUACACUUUCACAAAGGCCUUAAUAAACGCAGUUUUGUAUAAACGCAGACACUGAAAGAGGGAGGCAGAAAUUAAUAAAGGAAAGUACCAUUCGA